Jaculus jaculus (lesser Egyptian jerboa) is the source of this 1347-nucleotide messenger RNA. It is a transcript of the gene Vdac2, whose product is annotated as voltage dependent anion channel 2. Gene Ontology annotation, biological process: monoatomic anion transmembrane transport. Lineage: Eukaryota; Metazoa; Chordata; Mammalia; Rodentia; Dipodidae. Gene Ontology annotation, molecular function: voltage-gated monoatomic anion channel activity. Gene Ontology annotation, cellular component: mitochondrial outer membrane. The record is from RefSeq and is a predicted model, not a curated record. The coding region runs from base 166 to 1053 and encodes 295 amino acids. The transcript is spliced from 10 exons.
GGCGGGCGGGCGGAACGGAGUCUCCUUCACUUCGCCCUCCAGCCGCGGCAGUUGCAGCCCGACGCGGCCGACUGUAAGAACGCGCGGCCUGAGCUGCGAGGCUAGCGAGCGGCGGCGGCGGCCCUCCGGAGAGAGCACCAGAUCACCUCUUCCCGCGGCCUCGCCAUGGCGACCUCUAGACAGAACUGCUGCCCGCGGCCAAUGUGUAUUCCUCCAUCAUACGCUGACCUUGGCAAAGCUGCUAGAGAUAUUUUCAACAAAGGAUUUGGCUUUGGGUUGGUGAAGUUGGAUGUGAAAACAAAGUCAUGUAGUGGUGUGGAAUUCUCAACAUCUGGUUCAUCUAAUACAGACACUGGUAAAGUUACUGGGACUUUGGAGACCAAAUAUAAAUGGUGUGAGUAUGGUCUGACUUUCACAGAAAAAUGGAACACUGAUAAUACUCUUGGAACAGAAAUCGCAAUUGAAGACCAGAUAUGUCAAGGUUUGAAAUUGACAUUUGAUACUACCUUCUCGCCGAACACGGGAAAGAAGAGUGGUAAAAUCAAGUCCUCUUAUAAAAGGGAAUGUAUAAAUCUUGGUUGUGAUGUUGACUUUGAUUUUGCUGGACCUGCAAUCCAUGGCUCAGCUGUCUUUGGUUACGAGGGCUGGCUUGCUGGAUACCAGAUGACCUUUGACAGUGCCAAGUCGAAGCUGACACGGAAUAACUUUGCAGUGGGCUACAGGACUGGGGACUUCCAGUUACACACUAACGUCAAUGAUGGGACAGAAUUUGGAGGAUCAAUUUAUCAGAAAGUAUGUGAAGACCUUGACACUUCAGUCAACCUCGCUUGGACUUCGGGUACCAACUGUACCCGCUUUGGCAUUGCUGCUAAAUACCAGUUGGAUCCCACUGCUUCUAUUUCUGCAAAAGUCAACAAUUCUAGUUUAAUUGGAGUAGGCUACACUCAGACUCUGAGGCCUGGUGUGAAGCUCACAUUGUCUGCUCUGGUAGACGGGAAGAGCAUUAAUGCUGGAGGUCACAAACUUGGGCUUGCCCUGGAAUUGGAGGCUUAAUCCAGCUGAAAGAAACCUCUGGGAAUGGAUAUUGGAAGAUUUGGCCUUAAUAUAUUUCCAUGUGACCAGCAGGUGUCUCCCCCCUCCCCCAAGAAGGUGGUCAAAACGAAGGAUGAUCUAAACAAGAGCUGUAUUUUAAAUAUGUAGACAGUCACAUGUUAGCUGGUUUCUAGUUGAAUUGGUUAUCAAGUUACCAAUGCUGCAGUCGUGCAGUCACCUAUACAUUAUUUAAAUGUAUUUAACUGUUAAAUGUGCUACCCACCAGUAAUGAAAUAGACCUUUAUGAAAACUGCA